This is a messenger RNA of Purpureocillium takamizusanense, 312 nucleotides long. RefSeq lists its product as uncharacterized. The coding region runs from base 1 to 312 and encodes 103 amino acids. The record is from RefSeq and is a predicted model, not a curated record. NCBI's taxonomy places the organism in Eukaryota, Fungi, Ascomycota, Sordariomycetes, Hypocreales, Ophiocordycipitaceae. The transcript has a single exon.
AUGGCACAGAGACAUGGGGCUGGCUGGGGCUGGGCUUGGCUGGGCAUCAGCCUCGCCCAAAGCAGGGAGGGCGAGAGCCGUUGCGUGUUGGUACAGAGAGGGGUUCGUCUCGAUGUGGAAUGGGAGGCGAUGAUGAAACGAGGCAAGGCCUGCGGUCGAAAUCAGUUUCCCAAAGGGUCGCACAGGUUGACGGACAGAGAAGAAAGAAUAAGAGAGACAAGCCACGAGCGGCAGGGGUUCGAGACCAAGACGACCCCACGAACGGGUCCCCACAAGGUGAGGAAGGCUGAAGGAGGCGAUUGCGGCAAAUAA